GGCGGGGGUGCAAACAAGACAAACACGCUAUCAGUUUAUCGCUUUUCGUCACUAUCGACUUUCAUCAUCAGCAUUGCUUUUGGUCUUUUGCGCCUCUGCCCGUUCGUCUUGCUAUGGCAGUUCUCUCCAUGGCAGACAGUCCUCCUCCGGAGGUCCAUCACUACGAUCACAUCGGAGAAGUUCCCUGGGAUAUCCAAAAUUACUGGGCUCAGCGGUAUAAGAUAUUCUCGCGGUAUGACGAGGGUGUCUGGCUGACCGACGAUGCAUGGUUUGGAGUUACUCCCGAACCUGUAGCCAAUAAAAUCGCCGAACACGUCGCCAGCGCGGCCCCCGCUGGACGGAGCAUCUUGGUAGACACGUUUGCUGGCGCUGGAGGGAAUUCCAUCGCUUUCGCGCUCUCGGGCAAGUGGAAGCGAGUCUACGCCAUCGAGAAGAACCCGGCUGUCUUACAGUGUGCUAAGCAUAAUGCGCAAAUCUACGGGGUGCAGGACAAGAUCACCUGGUUUGAAGGAGACUGCUUCGAGAUUUUGAAGAACCAACUCAAGGAUCUGGCUCCGUAUAGCGUCAUCUUUGCUAGUCCUCCCUGGGGCGGCCCUGGAUAUCGCUCCGACAAGGUAUUCAAUCUGCGCACAAUGGAACCAUAUUCACUGAGCAAGCUAUACCGUGAAUUUGCACUCUUUAGCGAGCAUAUGGUCCUCUUUCUGCCUCGAACUUCAGAUGUGAAACAAUUGGCCAAGGUGGUCAAGGACGGGCAGCAAUCAACGGUGAUGCAUUACUGUAUGGAGGGAGCCAGCAAAGCCCUUUGUGUUUACUACGGUGGGUUCAAUCUGCAGUGAUUCGUGGGUGUUUUCCUUUUUCCUCAUGUACAUAAUGACACACGCGAUGGGACGGGAAAUUCCCGGUCGCGCGCCAGUGUUUGCUUUGUUCUGUGAUGUAUGAUAGUCUGCUCUGAUGAACGAACAAUAAUACCCUUUGCUUUUCUAUAAAUGA
Molecule: messenger RNA, 990 nt
Organism: Aspergillus melleus
Lineage: Eukaryota; Fungi; Ascomycota; Eurotiomycetes; Eurotiales; Aspergillaceae
Gene: tgs1
Product: RNA methyltransferase
Exons: 4
Coding region: 114-836 (240 amino acids)
Biological process (GO): 7-methylguanosine cap hypermethylation; 7-methylguanosine RNA capping
Cellular component (GO): nucleus
Molecular function (GO): RNA cap trimethylguanosine synthase activity
Source: RefSeq, a predicted model, not a curated record